UCCUGUGUGAGAAGCAGAAAACUGAGCAGAGCUCUGCGAAAAACACUUUUAGCCCAUUUCAGUUCGACAAGAGAGACGGUUGUCCUACUUUUAGGUGGGGUAAUAAAAGGAUGGAGGACACACUUCUAAACGUGUUUGUCGUGGUUGUGAGUCUACUACUCUCAAAGGAUCACAAUGUGUUUCACGAACAAGAUGACGACAUUAUAGUGAGCAUGCAAGACCAUGAGCACUUUCUACUGAAGGAGAAGGCAAAGCUGGAACAAGGAGAGCAAGCUGUUGCCAUAGAGCUGCCAUAUUCAAAUCAGGAAGCAUCACAGAGUCAUCGCAAGCUGCCAAUAGAGGACCACAUGUCAGAUGUUAAACAAAUUGAGCCAAAUGUCAAGACAAAAGUGCUACAUGAAGAGCAAAUGUCCCUGAUGGGGGAGCAAAACGAGUUCGGCCAAAAUGCAUUUGCACCAGAUGACCAGGAAAUAUUGAGUAUUGACAAAGACAAAUGGACUGUGCAUAUGGCAAGUGAAGGUCUAACAAAUGAGCAAGUCCGCUUAGGGUCAACUGUGGACCAGAAUGUGUCUCAGGGGGAAGCCGAACAUCCGGAAGAGCCAAAAAAUGACCGGAUCGACACCCAUCGUGAACAUAAAACUAAUGAAGGAUUUGACCAAAAAAUACCAACUUCAAGCCAAAGGUUGACAACAAAACCUCAGGAAAAGUUAUCGAGUGACCAAGAUUGCACUUUCAUCUAUUACCUCUGGAGGACAUAUUCAUUAAUUUCGUUAUUUCGUUUUUUGAGAAUGUUUCUGAGGAAGGGAUCUAAAAUGCAGAAGAAGAUGUUGAGAUCCACAAAUGUCUCCAAAAUAGUUUCUAACAUCGAUUACAAAACCUUAAUCAGCUUCCAUAACCAAUGCGUUGUGCUCCCACGAAAUCACAGCUGGCAAACUUGCGAGUUUGUUGAAGGUUUUGUGAACAACCUUUUGGAAACUGUGAGAAAUAGGAGCACUGCAGGUUCAGAUAUGGAGAUCGAGGACUUUGUUGGCAUUGGCAGCUUUUAUGAGCAAUGGGCUUCAAGACAGAGUGUUGUGUGCGACUUACAUGUACCCAUCAUCCCACCAAAGGCAUAUAGCUUUGAGUUUACACUUUUGAAAGAAAACAGAGGUUCAACCACACCGAACAGUUGCACAGUCAAGAUGGUGAAAAAUUCAGGCAACUGCCAUUGCAGCAAUUCCAACGUAGAUAAUAAUGACGAUGACCUGUUGUGUCUCCUACAUCUAGAUAACAAAAAUGAUGAUCAUGAUCCUGACAACUGCAUUAAUGAUUUAUGCCAAGAGAAUAGCUCAUAUCUUGAUAAAACAAAAGUUUUGAAGUGGUUUAAGAGCACCAUUAGGAAAGCAUGGAAUGAGAUAAGCCAUAAGUACGACUUUGAGCUCAUGUUUCGGAACAGGGAAAACCCUGGAAGUCUCAAAGUUCGGUUCAGGUCAGGUCGGGUUAUUCUGUUCAGACUUACACCUGUGGUCAGGUUUAAAGACUCGGAGGUACAUCUGAUGUCAUAUCUUCCCUCUGAUGUAUUUUCAGACACUUACUGGCCUGUAUGUUUUGCACGUUAUGAAAAUGCUCUUCUUCAACACCUAACCAACUCGCUUCCAGACAACGCAUGCCAUAUUUAUUGCCUGCAGAUUCUUUCCUUUCUUCACAAACACCAAACUGGCCUGACUGGGCCAUGUGGGCUUGCAAGCUACCACUUAAAGACUGCGCUAUUACAUCUUCUACUUAAGAACACUUUAUCUUGGGAGCCUGAGCAGAUGGGUUGCAGGCUCAAUGAUCUGUUCACUUUUCUCGAGGAGAAACUUAAAGCUAAAAUGCUUGACCAUGUUGUAGUUGCAAACCCCCUCAUUCCUAGUGAAAUCGAACUUCCUAAAGAGUUCACAGAGGGAAAACCUAUUAACUUGUUUUUGCCGCUGUUGUCAGAUGACAAGUUGUAUUUAAAAACCUAUAGACACUUGCUGGAGAUGAUCAAGAACAUGCCAGUGCUAAUACAUGAAUAUGGAUCAGUGAGAAAUGUGCUUCAGCAGAACCAUCUUUAAAAUGGGAUGUGCUGAAAACUUGUUAGAAUUGUGUACUUUUUCCUGAGAUACGAAUGUAAAGCCUUGAGUAUACUUUGUGGUUUGUGUACAGGACAAUUUCAUCAAACAGUAUGCAAAUUGUCUAACCUAAUACAACAUAGAAGUCAGCGCAUACAUACACUUUCAGUUGUCUUUGCAAUAUUUGGUUUGUCCACAAUGUGGCAACACUGGGCCUUGUUUCACAGCCAAGGUGAAACUACAAUGAAUGCCAAUCAUGAGUGCAUGUGAUGGGAUUAGAAGAUAAAUUCUAGUUUAAACAAGUACAAAUGAUCUAAUUUUUUUUGGAGACAGAAAGUGCAAGCUAGGGAUGAGAAUCAAUUUUUCUAAUGCAUGUGUCAAUCACCUUUGUUCACAAACUAUAAAACAGACAGUAGUCAACAUUUGAAGUGGAUCAAAACAGUUGGUGUUAGUCCUAAUAGUCAUUGGCCAACUUUCUUGAAAGGAUUUGAUCCAGUUCAAAUGUUGACUGUAGCAUAACGUACUUUAAUGUACAUUUGACUUUGAAUUCACGCCAACGUACACACAAAUUAAGGUAUACUUUGGGCUUGAGUGGUCUUGACUCAUUGUUUGCUUUUG
This is a messenger RNA of Danio aesculapii, 2690 nucleotides long. Its product is annotated as inositol 1,4,5-trisphosphate receptor-interacting protein. The transcript is spliced from 2 exons. The coding region runs from base 111 to 2075 and encodes 654 amino acids. Gene Ontology annotation, cellular component: membrane. The record is from RefSeq and is a predicted model, not a curated record. Lineage: Eukaryota; Metazoa; Chordata; Actinopteri; Cypriniformes; Danionidae.